Molecule: messenger RNA, 1870 nt
Organism: Alternaria alternata
Lineage: Eukaryota; Fungi; Ascomycota; Dothideomycetes; Pleosporales; Pleosporaceae
Exons: 1
Coding region: 208-1503 (431 amino acids)
Molecular function (GO): protein binding
Source: RefSeq, a predicted model, not a curated record
CGUUCUUUCGUUCUCACGACCUUGCACGUACAGACAUUGUAUCCUCAUGUUUAGAGCAAAUCCAAAGUCCGACCCUUCAGGCAACAUUUCCUUUGUAUCCUUUCCAGUGCCCUGAUUGAGGAUCGGCAGCUCCACAAGCUCCCCCGCAUUCCAGCGAGUCAGGCCAUCUCCACGUGUUCGCAGCGAAAGUUGCGAAGUACCUCGCGCAUGGAUACUUCGUCCGCUCUAUCCCGUAUCGAUACCUUGAUAUCAGAUAUGCCAAUGGAUGAGGACAGUAAGAGCGCAGUACCAUGCGACAGAUUGAGCACUUUGCCAGAUGAGCUGCUACUCCGCAUCUUCGAGGCGGUCGGCUGCAUAUCCAGGCGCGACCUUUGCAACGUAUCGCGCGUCAACAAGAGAUGUCACCGCCUCAGUGACGCUGUUCUGUACAAAAGCAUUCUGUUCGAGACUCCUGAAUUCCACCUCACAUUCAGCGAGUCGUUAAGCCGUCGACCGCGUCGUGGCUCAUCCAUUUAUGAAGUCAAACUCGCGUAUCCCUCUUCAGAGCUAUCGCAACUGGCGCUUGACGCGCCCGUCCAUGGUUCAUAUCUCGAUCCAAAGACCUCAGACACCCUCUCGCGGACGUUGUCGAUCAUGUCAAAUUUGGAGAAGCUCGAGAUAUCGGUUCCCGAUGUGCUCUUACACGGUAUCGGUACCUUGUUCAACGGACCUUUCGACCUUACCUGCUUAAAGACCUGUUCACUAUUCUAUCAGUGCGCUAACGAUGCUUACUGGGACCUGCGCGAAAACAUACAUAUCUUUGCACACCCCACACUGGAAACCUUGACAAUUCGUAGAGCCAAGUUAGACGAGAAGGGUUUCGAUCACAUUGAGCGGCCGCACAUGACAGCACUGAAGCAGCUGCACCUGAUCGAAUGCGACAUCAACGACGAUUCUCUUGGAGAUCUACUCGAACUACCCGAGGCGCUCGAAGAAUUUGUCAUGACGCAAGCGGAGGUGCCGGAGCCAGACCUGGAGGAAAGCUCCGAUAACGUUGGAGACUACAUAUUGGCUGCGCAAUCACAAGCCGAAUUCUUAAAGAGCAUCACUAUCGAUCACCCAACGCUUACCGGUCGCAAGGUGCUACGUAUGAGAGAGUUUGCGGCGCUUAAGACAUUACGUCUGAAUUGGGAUUACCAGCUAUUUGGAAAGUCGUCUAAGAAGCCUCGUCUUCAUUCCGUCGGUCUUCCGCCGGUGAUGGAAACGCUUGAGUUUUUCAACGAGCUGGGAAGCGAUACCGAAGUUACGGACCUUCUGCUAGCCACCAUUGAGCAGAAAGACAUUGUUGCAAGGAAUUGGAAAACUAUGGUGGUGGUUGAGGGCGAAGAGGGAGUAUCAAAGGAAACCAAAGAUGCUUGCAAGGCAGCGGGGUUGAAAUUAGACAUUAUUGGGGCUAUGGAAGAUGAUUCCGAGUUGGACGACGAUGCAGACAUGGAGGAAGACUCUGAAUCAGAAAGCGAAUAGAUCGUUGCUUGUUGCUCAACGCAAUAAUAUUCUUUAUACAACGCAACCUUAUUGGCAAUUUUAUUGCAAUACCAGCGUGUAUUUACCUUUCGCGAUGAUCUUCGCCUUUUUGCAUUUGCCUGCUUUUCUACUCGCCUUUCCAAGCGCUUUCCGCUUCUUCAUAUGCCUCCUGGCUCGUUCGCCUUCCUUCCUAUCCUUAUCGUCCCUGUUCCUUCGUCUUCUGCUAUCUCUCCAACCCUCUAGAUAUAGCCAGGUCUGUCGCACUAUACAAAUCAACACCGUUACAAUGUUGUCCGCCUUCAGCUUGACAUGUGCCGCGGGUACGUAAGAGAACUUCGGCCUCGGAAUAGACGUAAGAAGAGUUACU